This is a messenger RNA of Trichomonas vaginalis G3, 408 nucleotides long. RefSeq lists its product as uncharacterized. The record is from RefSeq and is a predicted model, not a curated record. Bases 1 to 408 code for a protein of 135 amino acids. The transcript has a single exon. Lineage: Eukaryota; Parabasalia; Trichomonadida; Trichomonadidae.
AUGUUCAACGGUGAUAACAUCUACUUCGACUUCGAUGCCAUAUCAUCACCAAUAGCAGAUCCAAAUGACACAUACACACCAUCAGCCGGACUUGGCUCCACUUCAUUCUUCAUAGAGAAUGACCAAGCAGAGAACAUCUUACCUUUCGAUAACCCGGAUCCAUGGAGCGAGAAGAAGAGACCAGAGCCUUUGGAAAGAUCCUUCUCUACUCCAGAGAUAAAGAAUGAAAUACAAACAAACGUACAACUACAGAUGUAUCAACUACCGAUGCCUGUAUCUCCAAAGCCUCAGAAGAAGAAACCAAUGGUAUUCCAACCAUUUUCUUCUUUCGAUGCUACGGAAUUAACAGUCAAAGCAUUAAAGGAGCAUUGCUACAAUUCAUCAAGGUCCACUUAUCUUAGCUGGUAA